AAAUUCAACGGACGUGCAUCGUCCAACACCAGAGAACGCAACGGUCUAUCGCUUCGUCGAUAUUAGCUAACCGAUAAACAACUUCCCAACUCACUCCCGCCGACCGCCAUAGCCGCCGCCGCCGCCACUCCCGGCCUCCCUUCCGCCGACCCCAAUCUCUCUCUCGUAUCACUUAACAUGUUCGUACUGCCUCCGCCACUCCCGACUCGGUUUCCUUCAAUCCAUCUCUCGUCCCCUACCCACUACAUCCGCCACCAGCUCCUCUUUUCCGCUCCCACAACCGCCGCUCUCAGCCCCAAUUCCGCCAGCAACGGCUCCCUCUCCACUUCCCCCUUGCAGCUCCGCUCUGACCUCGAUCCUGAGCCCCGGAAAGAGGAGGAGGAAGACGAUGAGGAAGAAGAAGACAUCCUCGCCCUCCAGUCCCGCCGCUACGACUUCACUCCCCUCCUCGAUUUCCUUUCGUCGUCCGUCACCUCUAGCUCCGAUUCGGAGUCGGCCGACUCGCCAACCACCCUCGACUCGACUGAAUUCCAGCUCGCUGAGUCGUACCGCGCCGUGCCGGCCCCGCUCUGGCACUCCCUCCUCAAAGACCUGUCCUCCUCCUCCACCUCACUUGCUUACGCCCUCGUCUCGUGGCUCCAGCGCCACAACCUCUGCUUCUCCUACGAGCUCCUCUACUCUAUCCUAAUCAACGCGCUUGGCCGUUCUGAGAAGCUCUACGAAGCUUUCCUUCUCUCUCAGAGGCAAAGGUUAACUCCUCUGACCUACAAUGCGUUAAUCGGAGCCUGCGCUCGGAAUGAAGACCUUGAGAAAGCCCUAAACCUGAUGUCCAGGAUGCGGCAGGACGGAUACCAAUCGGAUUUUGUGAACUACAGCCUGAUCAUUCAGUCUCUCACGCGUAGCAAUAAGAUUGAUUCAUCGAUUCUGCAGAAGCUUUAUCGGGAAAUCGAGUUCGAUCGGAUCGAGAUGGAUUCGCAGCUGUUUAAUGAUAUGGUUGUCGGGUUUGCUAGGGCCGGCAAUGCGAAUAAAGCUCUGUACUUUCUUGGUAUGGCUCAAGCUUAUGGUUUGAGCCCUAAAACUGCCACUUUGGUGUCGGUUAUUUUCGCAUUGGGGUGUUCGGGUAGAACUGAGGAGGCUGAAGCUGUGUUCGAGGAAAUGAAAGAAGGGGGCUUGAAGCCGAGAACUCGGGCUUAUAAUGCUUUACUAAAAGGGUAUGUUAAGUCGGGUUCUUUAAAAGACGCGGAAUACAUUGUUUCUGAGAUGGAGAGGAAUGGAGUUUCACCGGAUGAGCACACUUAUGGGCUUCUUAUUGAUGCAUAUGCAAAUGCAGGUAGGUGGGAGAGCGCCAGAAUUGUGUUGAAAGAAAUGGAAGAAAGUAAUGUGAAGCCCAACUCCUUCAUUUUCAGUAGGAUCUUAGCUAGUUAUCGGGACAGAGGAGAGUGGCAGAGGAGCUUCCAGGUCUUGAAGGAGAUGAAGAGUUGUGGGGUAAGCCCUGAUCGGCAUUUUUAUAAUGUGAUGAUUGAUACUUUUGGGAAGUAUAACUGUCUUGAUCAUGCUAUGGCCACUUUCGAGAGAAUGCUCUCAGAGGGAAUUGAACCUGACAAUGUCACUUGGAAUACACUCAUUGAUUGCCACUGCAAAUCGGGACAGCAUGAUCGAGCUGAAGAGUUGUUUGAGGAGAUGAAGGAGAAGGGGUUUUUGCCUUGCACAACGACUUACAACAUUAUGAUUAAUUCAUUUGGAGAGCAGCAGCGGUGGGAGGACGUGAAGGGCUUGUUUCGGAAGAUGAAGAGCCAAGGGUUGCUUCCAAAUGUGGUCACAUACACUACACUUGUCGAUAUAUAUGGUCAGUCAGGAAGGUUCAAUGAUGCAAUAGAAUGUCUGGAGGCUAUGAAGUCUGCAGGAUUGAAGCCGUCAUCAACCAUGUAUAAUGCCUUGAUCAAUGCAUACGCUCAAAGGGGCUUGUCCGACCAAGCACUUGAUGCCUUCCGGGUCAUGAAAGCAGAUGGUCUAAAACUGAGUCUUUUAGCUCUUAAUUCGUUGAUCAAUGCAUUUGGGGAGGACAGGAGGGAUGUCGAAGCUUUUGCCGUCUUGCAGUACAUGAAGGAAAACGAUGUGAAACCUGACGUCGUCACAUAUACCACACUUAUGAAGGCUCUGAUUCGCGUCGAUAAGUUUCAGAAGGUUCCAGACGUGUAUGAGGAAAUGAUUACGUCGGGUGUGAUGCCUGAUAGGAAAGCUAGAGCAAUGCUUCGAUCUGCUCUGAGGUACAUGAAACAGGCACUCAAGUCCAGAUAGUGAAAAUGAAAGAUAUUCAUUAUACUUGAAUUCCAGCCUUUAUGAGCCCUCUGGGUCAGCCGAAGCAAAGAGUUAUUGGUCAUUCGCCGAGAAUGAUCCAGUCAGCAAUCAAUACAGUUCAGGCCACUGGAUUCAUCAGAAGCAGAUAAGUUUGUGAUGGGUAACCAUCAUUUGCUGAGAAGUUUGCUUGCACAUAUUACAAACUCACGAUAUGAUUACUCAAAUUCCGGUGGAGGAGACCCUUUUGCAGCAAAGGAUGAUUGAUCAUAUAUUCUUUGCCCGGUUUUAUCCGUGGAAUCUAGCUGAGACCCAUGAGAAAUUCAGACUGCAGCUGAUCAUAUGGUGCAUAUCUCGGUCAAAUUACUGAAUCUGAAUUAGAUCCUGUGCUGCCUGCAUUGCAACACACCAUUCCUUCACGUAUUCUCUAGCCACUAUCGACCGAGCAUGUUCUUUUCAAAAUAGUCUUGUAAUAUAUUCAUGUCCCGUUGUACUGUUCAAAUCCAAUGCCCGAGUCUCUACUUCCAAGUGAUUCUGCUGCAAGUUUGUAAAGAAGAAUCAGGCGGCAUAAAUUGCAUCUGCCGUAAUGCCAUCUAUUUUGAGCUUACUAAUAUCCCGAUUUGCCUCA
This is a messenger RNA of Punica granatum (pomegranate), 2923 nucleotides long. NCBI's taxonomy places the organism in Eukaryota, Viridiplantae, Streptophyta, Magnoliopsida, Myrtales, Lythraceae. The record is from RefSeq and is a predicted model, not a curated record.